UUCAAAACAAACGAAAUGGCGGCGGCUGUAAGAUGGAAUCUGCUGCAGUUUUUACGCUCUCAGGCCGCUUCGCCUCCGAUUAGGUUUUCAGUGAAAGACAGAAGUCAGUGCUACUCCCUCUGGUUAGCCCAGAAGCACAGAAUACAACUUCAGCAGUCAGAGAACAAACAAAUCUUAGUGCGAUGUCUGUCUAUUUUGACACAAGACACACCAAACCCCAGGAGUUUAAAGUUUCUUCCUGGGAAGCCUGUGCUGGGGACAGGAACGCUAGAUUUCCCAACCUUAAGUUCUGCAGAGUGUUCAUCUUUAGCAAAGAAUCUUUUUCAGGUUGAAGGGGUGAAAAGUGUGUUUUUUGGCCCAGAUUUCAUUACGCUGACCAAGAUAGAUGAUGAUGUGGAGUGGACAGACAUUAAAUGCCAUGCAGUUGAGGUCAUCACUAAGUUUUUUGAGAGUGGAGAACCUGUCACAACCGGAGUGACGCAUCCUGAGAACAGUGUCUCAGAAGAGGAUGAUGACAUUGUUUCUAUGAUUAAAGAGCUUUUAGACACACGAAUCAGGCCCACUGUACAGGAGGAUGGUGGUGAUGUCAUCUUUAAGGGCUUUGAAGAUGGCACAGUGAAGCUGAAGCUGGUUGGCUCCUGCACAGGAUGUCCCAGUUCAACAGUUACGUUGAGAAACGGCAUUCAGAACAUGCUGCAGUUCUACAUUCCAGAAGUGGACGAUGUGGAACAAGUGGAAGAUGAAGUGGAUGAAAUCAAUAUGAAAGUGUUCACAGAAGUGGAGCAGAAAUUAAAAGACUCGUAGCAUCACACAUCAUUCUGUGAGCAUGCAUAUAGAGCAAGAUAAUGACACAGACUGCAACCAGUUACAACCAGCUGCAAAUGUAUUCAGACUUCUGUAAAGGUUUCAAGUUUCUUCUAUAUUGCAACUUAGACAUUAGCACAUUUUUCCAUGCUUCUAGGAUGGAAUACUGUUACAUAUAUAUAAUUUGCAUAACUGCAUACUGUAGUGCUUGUGUGCAAUAUCUUUUUUUAUGAAGCUUUACAGUUUCCAGACAGCUUGUCUUGAAUGCUUGUCUUUGGGAGAUUAGAAAUUGUAUUGCAUGCGGCAAACCGAUACACAAGUGUGAAAUCUAUAAGUGGUUAUAGAACAAGUGGUUCUCAAACCCCCACAUGGUCCAUGUUUUACCUAAUUUCAGCUCCACAUCUGAACCAACCCAUUAGAAAAUGCAGAAAACCUGUUUCAGGUUAAUUGGGAGCUGGGUUAGAGCAAACAUUUGGACCCUGAGGACAGGUUUGAGACAUCUAAUCUAGACUAUAGAUGACAGACUUUUAGGUUAAAGAGCAUAAAUUGCACAAUUCAGAGGGACUGAGUUUUAAUUAUUUUUAGUUUUUGGUCUGUAUUAGCAAAUUCAUUUCUUUGUGUGCAGAAGUUUAGACUCAUUUAAAUAAAUAUUUUCAGACAUGGUAGAAACAAAUGGUUAAAUUUAGUGUAGUAGCCUUCAAAAAGUGUCUCUGCAGUUGUUCACUGUGAAGUAAUGUCAACUUAAAAUGUGUAAAUAAAAUACAGUCUAAGAAUCACA
Colossoma macropomum (tambaqui) is the source of this 1582-nucleotide messenger RNA. RefSeq lists its product as uncharacterized. Lineage: Eukaryota; Metazoa; Chordata; Actinopteri; Characiformes; Serrasalmidae. Gene Ontology annotation, cellular component: mitochondrion. Bases 16 to 804 code for a protein of 262 amino acids. The transcript is spliced from 8 exons. The record is from RefSeq and is a predicted model, not a curated record. Gene Ontology annotation, biological process: iron-sulfur cluster assembly. Gene Ontology annotation, molecular function: iron ion binding; iron-sulfur cluster binding.